UUCCGAAUGCACUGUAAAUGUGAGAGUAAUCUCUCGUGGGCAGACGCACGUAACAUAACUGUUUUUGGCAGCAUCUGUCAACAAAGCGUGUGAUGCAAAAUCUAAAGAGGAAUUUUAUUCCAGUAAGCAGAUUUUUUGUCACUGGUCAUUUGGACUAAUCAUGAUUUCCAAGGUGCUCGCAUCUUUCGAAUUUUGGCCCCUAGAUUUGCCUGUAACUUGCAAAAGAAGGGGGUUGGAGCUAUCACCCUGCUUCCACUGGUUCAAUCUUCAACCUGUGCAGGCUCCGGGCAAAGACCAAUACACAAGAACAUUUUGGCCAUAAGGCCCUCUUUGCCGACGAUUGUACCUCAACGGAUCUACCUCAACGUAUCUGAGCUCCGGAAUAUCGACCAUGUAAGAUACAUGGGGAACACCAUCUCUGAAGAUGGCUCACUUGACCAAGAAAUAACAAGCAGAAUCCUGCUCAAGCCAGUCAUUGGGAGGACUGAGGAACAGGAUACUCAACAUCACACCAUCCCUCUUUCCACAAAACUGAAAAUCUAUACUAUGCUAGUGAUCACAACCCUGCUGUAUGGCUGUGAAACUUGGACCCUGAACAAUCCCCACAUCAAACAGCUUGAAACAUUCCAUACACAAUCUCUGAGAUCUAUUAUGCGUAUCCGAUGGCAAGACAAGGUCUUAUACUUGGAGGUAAUGCAAAGAGCAAACAGCAUAAAGGCACAGCUCCGAUGGACUGGCCACACCAUCAGGAUGCCCCAACAACAAAGGAUUUUCUUUGACGAGCUGCAGCAGGGGCAUUGAAAGACAGGCCAGCCCAAAAAGUGCUUAAAAGACAACCAGCAAUAGGCACCUUCGAGCGAGAUAAAAACAAUCAUCUAAUUGAAGCCAGAGAAAAGUGUCAUUACUGCACAACCGGGCCAACAACACCAACAGAAGAACUGCAUUUCAAAACUUGGACUCCUGAGCCACUCAAGAACCCACAAUAAACCAAAGUGACGUGCACAAGAUGUAAUUAUCCUAACCGAUGGAGUCCCAGAGAGAGAGAGAGACAUGGGAGAGUGGUACGUUCCUAUAAACAUGAAAUGAUCAUGUGUUGAGUCUCUCGAUUUUCACAUUUCUCUGGCGAUAGCAUGCAUUGGCUCCCACAGAUAUAGAAUUGCACAAUAGUGGAAAAGCAGCUAUUGAUAGAUUCUUAUGCAUUACAGAUUUUGAAUGCUGUGCUGUUAAAAACAUUGAACAUAUUUCAAUUUUGUAUUCCCAGAGAGGGAAAAAAGGCAGUGGAUACCAUAAAGUAGUGAAGACUUUAUGCAAGAAUGGCGGCGUGUACAAACCAAAAGGGAAAAGGGAAAGGAGAAAGGAAAUAAACCUUAAUGACAGUUUAGCUUCAUGUAUGAUCAAGCUCAUUGAUGAAGAGUUUAAGACAUAUUUCCCAAAUGAGGGCAAACGUGGCCCAAUCAGGGAGCAGAUUGAUACAUUCAGCCUUGACACAAACAGUUUGUUUGGGAAGCACCCAGAAAUGUCACUGCAUUUGAUAUUCCUCAAGACAGAGGAUCACAUCGUGAUGCAGCUGAAGUGUAAACUACAAGAAUCCAUGGAUCUCUCACUCAAGACCCCCAACAGCUCGUUUCUCCCAGAUGAUGUCACUGUGGAGUACAACAAGAUGAAGAUGUACUAUGAGAAACUGAUGGGUUGCUCUAGUACAGUACAAUUCACUCCAAGAUUGGAUUUACACACAAAAACUACCACAUUUGAGUCACAGUCUGGGAAUGGUAGGAAGUGUGUGCAGGUGUCACCAAAUGUAACAAUGUUAACUCCUGAGAUUGACAAAGAACUUACAACACAUAACCGCAAGCCUACAUAUAGGCUCCAAUGCCCCAAGGCAGGUCUUUUCCAGUGCAGUUCCACUGGACUGGUGUUUCUCAUGGAAGGGAAGGGAGAUAUGAUUUACAUGAUGACUCAAUGGGACAGCAGCCUCCUGGGCUCCAUGACACCAGCAGGACCCCUAUUCAGCAUUGACUGUCCUCAGCAGUGUGUCCGCCAACUGCAUCUCCCACACUGUAUGUGUGAUGAGAAGGAUGACAAUUUGUCCGUGGCCCAUGUUACUGAUGGCAACAUGGAGAUUGUUCAGCCACUCAAGACGACUGCUACACACGUGAUUGUAACCAUCACACACCUCUCCCUCUUUGGCCUCAUCAGAAAUUGGUUCUCCUUCCUCCCAGUCCGAAGCCAGGUGCUGCUGUUCUUCCGACCACAAUGGAACAGACCCCAGAAGCGCAUACUGAAUGUUAUGUUGUUGCCCAAGAAUGUGCCACUUUGUGAGGUAGAACAUCAACAGAAAGGGAGUACUUUCAUUCAAUCCAGCUCCAAGUGCACAUUGACUCCUAGAGGAAAAUAUGGUCUCUGCUGUAAGCUGGUGGCAAAUUCUAGCACAAAGACAAAAAGUGGACAGUUUGACUAUGACUAUAGCCCAAACUUCCACCCCACAUUUCAGGUGUUUUUAGACUGCAUGUCGGGUGCAGAGAACAUCAGACUGAGUCUUUUAGACAGAGGAAGUAACGACCAAAGAGUGUGGGAGUGUCUAAUUCCAAAAGAUUUCGAACCACCUCAAGUCAAUCCGAUCAACCCUAAUCCUGGUGCUGAGCCUGAACUGAACCAGCUCUCAGGUGAAGCAUUUGUUGAUGAACAUAUGGCUGAUCUCAUUCAGAGGGUCAUGAUGGCGCUGCCUGUAGCAGAUUACCUGUUAACAGAGAACAUGAUCCAACAGGAAAUGUACACAAUAAUCUGCAGUAAAUCUACUAGUCAGGAGCAAAUGAGACUGGUUUUUGAUGCUACACGAAAAGGAGGAAGAAGAGUGAAAUCUGCCUUGUACACUUCUCUCCAAAUCCAUGAACCUCGUCUUGUCCAGGACCUGGGUAAGAUCAAACUCCUCUGAUCCCCGUAGCUCAGUUGGUAGAACAUGGUGCUUGCAACAACAGGUUAGUGGGUUAAAUUCCCAGGAGCACCCAUACGUAAUAAUAUAUGCACGUGUGACUGUAAGUCCCUUUGGAUAUGAGCGUUUGCUAAAUGUCCUAUAUUACCUUCGUUUUUGCUCUCACACUAUGUGUGCCUGAAUCAUGCAGAGACUUUAGAAUGGCCCAUGUAACUUACAAAGGUUCCCAAAAUAACCCUAAUAUUUCAUUUAGACGGCCCGCAAUUAUGGCUUGUACAGACAGAAUACAGUAUUUGUCUGUCCGUCAAAAGUUGAACUAAUUUCAGCGUGUUUGGAGUAUUGCAGCAUUCUUAAUUAUUUUGUUGCAUAACAAUCACUGCCCUCUUAUAGACAUAAUACAAUACAUUUAAAGAUCAGUUACCAGAUAAUUCCUGCUACAAUACUGUAGGGUAUUGUUGCAGAGUUCAGUGCAGUGGGUUUGAUUCCCAGGAGCACCUAUUCGUAAAAAUAUAUUCAUAAAUAUAUAUAUAGUCCCUUUGCAUAAAAGUGUCUGAUAAAUGUCAUAUAUUUUAUUAUUAUUGCUCUCCCACUAUGAGUACCUGAAACAUGGAGGGACAUUAGAAUGGCCCCUGUAAAUUGCAACGCUUCCCAAAAUAACCAUAAUAUUUCAAAUAGACGGCCCGCACUUAGGGCAGACAGAAUACAUUUUGUGGACGGAGAGUAUAUUGUUCCUAUAGUGUGUAUUCGCAUAGUAUUUAUUUGUGUGUGUGUGUAUUCAGUGUGUAUUCCCAUUGUGUGUAUUCUUAUGUAUUUUGAUGGGAAGUAUGUACAUUUACAGUAACAUUUCUAAUCCCAUUCUUCUACCAAUGGCAGCAGCAGCUUCCCGCUGAUGAAUGUGAUCGCUUGGGUUGGUCCUCCGCUGGACAAAGGGCAGCAAGCGGUCCCUCUUCCAGAGCAGGAUGUCACAAUAAUACAGUCACUAUGCUCUUAAUCUGCAUUGGAGUGUUGGGCGAUAUGACUGACAGCAGAAAGUCUAUGAUGAUUUAAAGUGAAAGCUUCUUGUGAAAUCUAUAGUCUGUUAUAGUAGUUUGUUAGACUGGAAAUCCAGUGUGUUUGUGCGAACAUUCCAAUCUUUGCCACUUCAUGUCAUGCCAAACAGUCUUUUAAAUUAUGCUAAUUUGUAUUUGGGUUACAUUGAGAAACAGUCUAUUUUCAAUCCUCUCAAAAAUAUUUUCUUGCCUAACAUCAUUAUUUGGAAACGGUAUAUUGAUGAUAUUUUUGUUCUAUGGAGGGGUGAUGCAAAACAGCUCCAGGCAUUUUAUGCUUUUCUUAACUCCUGUUCUGAACAUCUGAGAUUUACUAUGCAAUCUGAUACACGUCAAAUCAGUUUUCUUGAUCUUCUGAGAAGAUAAUGUUCUAUACACUAAUCUUUACAGGAAACCUACUGAUCGUAACAGUUUGUUGAGGGCUGACAGUUGUCACCCACUUCCCUUGAAAAAUAGUUAUCCCUACAGCCAAUUCUGUCGAAUCAAAAGAAUUUGCAAAAAACUAUCAAAUUACAACAGAAAUAUGGCUGAGAUGCAAAGAAAAUUCAAGGAUAGGGGGUCCAAAAAUGAUCAGAUUAAUACUGCCAUUGAGAAAAUUCAAAAGAAAAUGAGACAUGACCUUUUGUCAAGAUCAGUCUCGUAAAAAUAAGCAUUCUUGCGCUCUAACUACCCGCUAUUCAAAGUGCUCUGAACAAGUUAUGGGAAUCGUUCACAAACAUUGGCACAUUCUUAAAUCUGAUGAUAGUCUCGGUAAUGUGUUUUCGGACCUUCCCUUGGUCGUAUUCUCGCGGGGCAGAAAUCUCAGAGACCAAUUGGUACCCUCUGAUUUACCACCCCAAGAUAUUCCUGAACAAUGUCUAUUUGCGCCCCUAUUGGAUGGAAAUUACAUGUGUAAUGGCUGUGCUCAAUGCAAUGGUGAUCCUUCAAACACCCACAAACAGGGAAAUCGAUCCCAAUCAAAGGUGUUAUUACGUGCUCCACUAAGGCAGUUAUUUAUCUUAUAACUUGUCCUUGUGGUAAAAAUUAUGUGGGUAAAACAAAGUGUGAAUUAAUAGUACGUAUAUCAGAGCAGCGUAGCACCAUUAGGUCCAAAAACUCGACUUACCCAGAUGCGGCCCACUUUUUGGAAGCAAACCACUCGAUUUCAUCUCUGCGUUAUAUUGGCAUCGAACAUGUGAGGGGGUGACCUCGAUAAUUUAUUGUUAAAAUGAGAGGCUGCCUGGAUUUUUUAUUUAAAGACCCUUGCUCCCUUCGGUCUCAACGUAGACUUUGAUCUGAAGCCAUUCUUGUGAUUAUUGUGACUUUUCCAUUGUAAUUGUUUGUAGGCUUAUGUAGUCUAAAUUGAAUCUAUGAUCGUAUGCUAUUCAUUUGUUUUUUGUAAUGUUCUUUGUAUGUCAUUUUAAUAUUUGAGAAUUAACCAAUGAUAUUAGGCCAUACUUGGCCAUGAUUACAGACACCUGUGUGUGUGUGUGUGUGUGUGUGUGUGUGUCUUUUGAAUCUAUAUAAACGAGUCAUCCUGCAGUGUUUGUGAUUAUACCCUGAUGAAGACAGCUUGCCUGUCGAAACGUUGAACAUUACAUUUUUGCAUCUGAGCUCUUAGAGUGUGCGGCUCUCCUUUAUUUUCAAGUUUUCCACUCCGCAAGCCAGCAUCUCGCCUAAAUAGGUGUGCGUUUCUUUUUCCUCUAGAUUAUGCCAAACAGUCUGGCAUGACAAUAAUCAAUCAAAAUCAGAAAUAAGUUUAUUCGUCACGUGCACAGGAUACACUGUGUGAGUGUGUGUGCAUGUAAAUGAAUGGAUGUGGGUUUGCGUGAGUCUGUGUGGGUGGGAAUGUCUGGAGUGGUGUGCGUAGACAGCCAGUGAUUGCAGGUAGACAGUCAUUGAUAAGCUGUUCAGCAGUUUUAAUGCUUCAGAGUUCGCCCCCAGUGAUGAACGGUGCAGCCUUCACCACCCUCUGUAGAGCCUUGUUGUGGAGAGGGGUGCAGCUGCCGUACCAGGCGGUGAUACAGCCAGUCAGUAUGCAGCUCAAUGGUACAUCUGUAGAAACUGGUGGCAAGUCUUUUCAGCCACCUGAGGAAGAACAGGCGCUGGCGUGCCUUCUUGAUAAAUGCACCAAUGAGUGGAAUGUUACCACAAACACACCAGAUUUCUGCAUGCUAGUAGUGUGUCCUAGUAUUUACAAUCAUUUGUUACCAUGUUCAUUUUUAAAUGUAUUUUGUCUUUGUAAUACGAUUAUUUCUUUGUAAUAGGGUGGUGCAUUUCCUAAUUUCUCUCAUUUACUUAUAUUAAUGUAGUGAAUAUAUAUUACUGUUUUAAUGUUGAAAUGUUGACAUUUAACACCAUUCAGUUUCUACAAAUGUGUUGAACCAGAAGGGUGCAGAGUCAUGUUAUUAAUAGUCAGAUUGUAUGUUUCUGACUGACUACUCUGUACUCUGGUAGUACUGUAGCCUACACAGGUCCAUCCACCACAGAGAUAGAAGGAAAAUAAAUAUCCCAGAGGAAAAACUUUAACCUUGUGAUGGUCCAAUUGUUGCUGUUUACCAACGUUUCCAUUCUAUUUCUCUGGAAUGUUGCCUUACUCUACUUUUGGAAUAGCAAGCCUCUAUUGAAACGGUGUAGUCAGAACAUUAUAUGCAAUUUUGAGUUUAUGUAUUUUUGUAUUUUUCAGUUUAAUUAAUUGGUCUGAAUUUUCAUAUCUCAUCAAAAAGUCCUUUAUUACUCAGAUACUUACUAAGUUUGUCUGCUUUUGAAUGGAAGCAUAUUAUUUGAGCUACUACAGUUUAUUAAUCAUGUGUUGGUUUAUUUUUCAUUCAUUCAAAGCAUUCAGGUGACUAUUGUUUAUGCUUGAAUUAUUGAUUAAUCCUUUUAUACAUCCUUUUAUGCAGAAAUAAUAGCUGGAUGUGUUUCUUUCCAAUUGACCAUUUAACCAAAAUAUGUCAAUGUGAUGUUGUUAUAACCUAAUAGUUAUGUUUAGUCAUUUUGUAACUUGUUGAUUAUUGUUAUGUCCGUUGUGGGGGAAAGAGGAUGUUUGAAAAUCAUGUCCUGCUAUGGGUUUAUUCCUCAAUAAAUAAUGACUAUAAAUA
This is a messenger RNA of Salmo salar (Atlantic salmon), 7055 nucleotides long. Lineage: Eukaryota; Metazoa; Chordata; Actinopteri; Salmoniformes; Salmonidae. The record is from RefSeq and is a predicted model, not a curated record.